AUGGUUUUGGAAGAUGGGGCUGAUUCGGCUAGGUUAGGAGGCUGGUAUGGCAGUGGCUCAAGGUUGGUUCAGUUGGAUUAUGCUGCCGGUAUGGUUGAUGAGUGUCACGAGUUUGUAAAGGUGGUUGUCCUGGUCAGGGGGAAAGGGAUGAGAUUUGUGGUUGUUGCUCGUAGGCAUGAAGAAUGGUGGCAUGGGGCUGUUCAGGUGAGGGAGAGGAUGGUGUGGGUGUUUCAGGUUAGGGAGAUGAUGGUGUGA
Messenger RNA from Dovyalis caffra, 255 nucleotides. The record is from the annotation of a GenBank genome assembly. Lineage: Eukaryota; Viridiplantae; Streptophyta; Magnoliopsida; Malpighiales; Salicaceae.